This is a messenger RNA of Diatraea saccharalis (sugarcane borer), 2569 nucleotides long. The record is from the annotation of a GenBank genome assembly. Lineage: Eukaryota; Metazoa; Arthropoda; Insecta; Lepidoptera; Crambidae.
GCAGACCAACAGCCGCUGCGGAAGGUGAUGUGUGUAACAAAAAAAUCAAAUAUAGUUUAAUAGUGAUAAGUUUUUUUUUUUAAUUUCCAUUGGUUGUUUUCGCGAAAAGCGCGAACUCUACGCGACCGCUAGCUCGCGAGUGAUAAUUUGAACUUUAUACUCGAUCGAACGACUGCUACGUCCACGUUCGGCAAGGCGCCAGUUGGCCGAUAGUUACCCGUGCCGCUCUAGCAGCUCGAGACGUUUUCCGCGUGACGAGUGGUCCCAAACGGGUCGUAGGAAAAAAACAUGGAAAACGAUGAAAAUAUCGCAGUACACAAAACACAGCCGGUCAAUGGAAUCCAAAGAAACACAUUUAUGAAUGGACCAGAUCAAGUGGUGCCAUCUUCAAAUUACAACGUAUGGGAACCAGAGGGCGCUGUGAAGCUACGUCUCGCGCCGCGAGGCGUGGCUGCCGAGCCGCCUGUGUCGGUUCCGGGACUGCUCACGCGCAUAGCCUCACGAUACCCGGACCUAAAGGCACUAUGCACCAAAAAAGCGGACGGAAAAUGGCACAAAAUCACUUACAAACAGUACAGGGAGCGGGUACGAACCGUCGCCAAGGGCUUUCUGAAACUGGGCCUAGAACGAUACCACUCCGUGUGUAUCAUAGGUUUCAACUCCGAGCCUUGGUUCCUGUCAGAUCUCGCAGCUAUACACGCAGGAGGUUUUGCAGCGGGCAUCUAUACAACGAACUCUGCUGAAGCCUGUUUCCACUGCCUUUCUUCUUCGCGCGCCAACAUUUGCACAGUGCAAGACAAAAAACAAUUGGAAAAAAUACUAUCUAUUAAAAGCCGGCUUCCACAUCUUAAAGCCAUCGUGCAAUGGGAGGGUACAGUGGACACGUCAAUACCAGGUGUUUACAGUUGGGACCAGCUAAUGGAGAUAGGCAGCAAAGAGUCAGACACAGCCCUUGACAACGUCUUGAAGCACAUAGCAGUCAACGAGUGCUGUACAUUAGUUUAUACGUCGGGGACUGUGGGCCCGCCUAAAGCAGUAAUGCUCUCCCAUGACAAUCUCAUUUGGGAUGCCCACACUAUCUCCAUUCGAUGCGGGGACAUGCAGCCCGAAGCAGAACGUCUUGUCUCUUUCUUGCCUCUCAGUCACGUCGCCGCUCAGGUCUUAGAUAUAUACACAUCAAUGACGAAAGGAAUCUCAGUGUUUUUUGCACAACCAGAUGCACUUAAAGGCAGCAUAGUAGAAACAUUGAAAGAAGUGCGACCUACAAGAUUUCUAGCAGUACCAAGGGUAUUUGAAAAGAUGCACGAGAAAAUUGUAGCAGUCGGAGCAUCGAGAGGAGCUAUCACUCGAUACAUCGCCGGUUUGGCUAGAAACGCCACAUACAAUUACCACAUGGCCAGGAUAGAUGGGUACGAAGGUACAUCUUUCGGGUACAGACUCGCCAAAUCUUUGGUGAUAAGUAAAGCUCUAGACGCUUUAGGUCUAGACCAAUGCAAGAUGUAUAUAUCAUCAGCAGCCCCAAUGUCGCCGGAGAUAAAGAAAUUCUUCAUGUCUCUCGAUAUGCCAAUCGUAGAGGCGUUUGGCAUGAGUGAAAUGGCAGGGGCUCAUGCACUCAGCAUCUAUCCAAAAAUGAAACUCGACUCAGUAGGAGAGUUGCUAGAUGGUACUGAGACGAGGUUCGACGGCUCCGUCAGUCCCAACGGUCCCGGAGAGAUCUGCAUGCGCGGCCGCCAUCUUAUGAUGGGUUACCUCAACGAUAAAGAGAAGACUCAGGAAGCUAUAGACGACGAAGGCUGGAUACAUUCAGGGGACAUCGGCAGAGUCGAUGAUUUUGAUUUAUUAUACGUCACUGGCAGGAUAAAGGAGCUGCUAAUAACAGCGGGCGGUGAGAACGUUGCACCGGUACCUAUAGAGCAAGUAGUACAAGCUGAGUUACGACACGUUGGAUAUGCUGUACUUAUCGGUGAUAAACGAAAGUUCCUAUCCAUGCUCAUCACCAUCAAGACUAAAGUAGACAAUGAAACGGGCGCAGCACUUGAUGCACUGGAGCCUGAAGCACAGAAAUGGGUGACCAGUCUAGGCAGUAAAGCGACGACCCUCAGUGAGAUAUCAAAGACCAAAGAUCCAGCUGUACACAAAGCCAUAGAAGAAGGUAUAGCACGCGCAAACAAGAAGGCUAUCUCAAACGCACAAAAAGUACAAAAGUUUGCUAUACUCCCUGCAGAUUUAUCGAUGCCCUCGGGAGAAUUAGGACCAACGUUAAAAAUUAAAAGGAAUGUAGUCUACGAUAAAUACAAGGAUAUAAUAGAAGAUUUUUACAGAGAGUGAUAUUUUAGAUUUAAGCUUAGUCAAAGGAAAAGGGGGGUGUAAAUUAUUGACCGUGGUAGUAAUUCUGCAGCAUUUCGCUAAAUUUUAAUAAUCGUGAUAAAACUGAUGUCUGAAGAUAAAAAAAAAUUACAGUAGAACCAUGUUUAUAAGUAACACGGAUAUAAUUUUACCUUUGUAACUUGACACCUUUGCUCGUUUACUAUUGCCGAUGUAACGUCAAUCGCAAGUUAUAUAAUGUGCA